This is a messenger RNA of Apis cerana (Asiatic honeybee), 3318 nucleotides long. RefSeq names its product ecdysis triggering hormone receptor (gene ETHR). Gene Ontology annotation, molecular function: G protein-coupled receptor activity. NCBI's taxonomy places the organism in Eukaryota, Metazoa, Arthropoda, Insecta, Hymenoptera, Apidae. Gene Ontology annotation, cellular component: plasma membrane. Gene Ontology annotation, biological process: G protein-coupled receptor signaling pathway. The record is from RefSeq and is a predicted model, not a curated record.
AUGAAAAUAAAAUUAGCUACGUUAUCAAAACGCGUGUGCAAAGGAAUCGAGAGAAAAAGAAGCUUGAGCAUGCGCAAUGAAGACAGCGCGUUCGAGAAUCGUGGCGGGCCAAGCUAUGUUCAUUCAGUUUGCCGGUACUAUUUGCUCGCUGCGGUUGUCGUGAUUUUGGAAAUGUGUUCACUUCGAAUUAUUGGCCGUCACGUGUUAUUCGUAUCCGUCAGAAUUUCCAAUUUCACGAUAGUUUAAGUCGCAAUAACGGACGAUUGAUUACCGAUUCAAAUAGAAUUUGCUGCUCUAGAAAGUGUCACUGGCUUAAGAUAGCGAAACGACUUCGUAGUCACGAGAAAGCAGUUUAUAAUGUUACUUAAUACUAUCGCGUUAACGAAAACCACGAUUUAUUGGAGGUUAAAAAAAACUAUAUAUGACGCUCGUUCGACAGAGCUAGCAUUCUUUUCACGAUUCUCCAUGGAUUUUGACCGGUUGUCACCGUGUAUUUGGAAAUUCAGUGCCGUUUGCAACGAUGUUUCGAAUUCGCGAAUCUGUAUCGGCCCAAAUGUAAAACUACCUACGUAGAAGAAUUACUGACCAUCUGAGUACACGAAGCAUCCAAUAAACUAUAAAUAUAUAAGCUUGACGUAGUGUUAAUUUUAAUAAACUGUAAUGCGACAAGUGUUUGUACAUGAAUCGUUGUGAACAAAAGUGGAAUCAUAGGGCAAUUGGAAAUAUUAUCGUGAUACGAAGCAAAGAUAUAUAUCAGGAUUGGAAACCCUGGUGGAUAAAACAUAGUAAAAAUGUUGUCUACAGUGUCCAGUAUCCCAUUCGAAUUGAAUUCUUCAUAUUAUACAACUGUUACCGGGAACAACGGUCUCGAUGCAUUAUCGGUGAUCGAGUCUAGAAAUGCGACAGAUCUUUACAUGUUACCGCCUUACAUUCGCAAUACAUCUAUGAUUACCUGCAUUAUAGUGAUGGUUCUUGGCAUAAUUGGAAAUCUUAUGGUACCAAUCGUCGUGUUUCGAGGCAAAGAUAUGCGGAAUAGCACGAAUAUUUUUCUAGUGAAUUUGAGUGUAGCGGAUCUCUGCGUUCUUUUGAUCUGUACACCAACCAUUCUUGUUGAAGUAAAUUCUGGACCAGAAAUCUGGCCGCUUGGUGAACAUAUGUGUAAAGCUGUACCAUUUGUUGAAUUAACCGUAGCGCACGCUUCAGUUUUGACGAUUCUAGCUAUCAGUUUCGAACGGUAUUAUGCAAUUUGUGAGCCCUUACGAGUUGGAUAUAUGUGCACAAAGGCUAGAGCGACAUUUCUUUGUUUCGUGGCGUGGAUUGUGGCAGCGCUUUGCACCAGUCCUAUCCUAUUAAUGGCUACAUACGAGGAAGAAAAUAAGGAUGGUACAUACAUUCCGACCUGUUACACGAAAGCAAACACAUAUUGGACAAUCAGUUUCGUCUUAUUCACAAUAAUUGUAUUCUUUGUAAUACCAUUCUUGAUUUUGGUAGUCCUAUACACGGUUAUAGCACGCCAUCUGAUGACGAACCCAACAAUUAGCCGUGGCUCGUCGAACAACUUGCUCAAAUAUCGCAAGCAGGUAAUGCUCAUGCUAGGAACAGUGGUACUCUGUUUCUUCCUGUGUCUAUUACCAUUUCGAGCAUUAACACUUUGGAUCUUAGUUGUCCCGAUUAAGGUGAUUCUCGAUUUUGGUAUCGAGCGUUACUUCACUCUGCUCUAUUUCUGCCGAGUGAUGUUAUACUUGAAUUCCGCCAUUAAUCCUAUUCUCUACAAUUUAAUGUCAACGAAAUUCAGGGAAGGAUUCCUUAGAUUAUGCGGUUUGGGUCCUAAUAGAAGAAAGAAGAAGAAAACGUCGGACAAAACUGGUACUUAUACUACUGGCUCAACCAAUUGCAGUAGUAACCACUCAGACUUUUGGAGAAGACAUAGCAGUAAUAAGAGCAGCAGUGUUAAAGCGCCGUGCAACAAUUCGCCCAUGGAGAAACAAACAAAAGUACCACUUCAGACAACGGUCAUUAGCGGAAAUAUUGUUAAGAAAAAACAGGAAAGUUACGUUUAAAGUAAUGGAUAGUAGGAUAAUUUUUUAAGACUGUGAUCAUUCGAAUCAUUCCAUAAUAUUUUAAUAUCAUUCAGUAUCGUUCAUAUUUAUAUGUGGAUUGUAUUUUAUAAAAUAUUCAUAUAUUAAAACUAAUAUGAAAAAAAUUAAAAGAUGAUUCUAAUUUAAUUAUUACUAAAUAAUACUUUAAUACUCACUUUGUUCUUAUUAUUUAUAUCUAUUUUUAUUAUACUAUUUAUAUUUUCGAUAAUGGAUUAGGAUAAUUUUAAUUAAUUAGAAAUCGCAAAAGAUUAUUUUUUAAUAAUAACUUAUUUUAAUUAUUUUAUUUCUUACAAAAAUAUCAAUCUACAUAAAAUUAUGAACGAUACAUUAGGAUCAAAUUAUCGUUACAUAAAAUUUUGGAAUCUGUGAUCACUAAUUAUGUAAAUGUUUACCGCAUAAGUAUUAAAUGAAGAAUAAAAUGAAGAAUAAAAAAUAUAGAUAAAAGAAAGACUAAAGAUAAAAUACAAAGUAGAUGAAAUUGGAUGACUUUUUAAAAAUCAAAUGGAUAUUUGUUUACUUUAUUAUUUGUUAUAUGACAUUAUUUAUUCAAAUCUUGUUGUAAUGUUUACAAUCAAAUGUAAAUAAUAUUUGAAAUAACAUAUUAAUUUUUUACAAAAAUCUUGAGUUCCUAUGCGCUCAUUGAAGAAUAAUUAUAAUAAUUAUUAUAAUUAAGUCAAAUGCUGUGUUUCAUCAUUUUAUAUCAAUCUUAAAUAUAAUUAUGAUAACUAUUAUAAAAUAAUUAGAAGUAUUUUUAAAAAUAUAUAAAGUAUAAUUAUUUUCCAUGUAUUAAAACUACUGGAAAAGUGAUGAAACUAGUCUACAAGCUUUAAAUAAUUUAUUUAAUAUUAAAUAUAACAAGAAAUAUAUACAUUAAUAUUUUUGCUGUAAUCGCGUAUAAUUAUUAACACUUUAUUGCUCAUAAUGUAGCAAUAAAUAGCAAAUUGAUUUAAUUAUAUAUUAAAUUAUUCCAAUAAUCAUUAAAAAUUGUAUAGCAUUCUUUCUCGGUUCCUAUACAUAUAUAUAAAAAAAAUUUGUAUUUUAUUUUUAUCAUAAGAAUCAAUUUACUGUUCCUAAUCAAUUGCAAAAGUUAAUUUUCAAUCGUUCACAAAUUUAUUAUUAAUGCUUAGUAAUACGAAAUAUCCAUGAGAAAAUAUUAUUUUUAUUAUGCAAAAUAUACGUUUCUGUAAAUAUUUUGUAAAAUAAAGAAAAGUUAAAAUAA